Messenger RNA from Chlamydomonas reinhardtii, 1407 nucleotides. RefSeq lists its product as uncharacterized. Bases 63 to 548 code for a protein of 161 amino acids. The transcript is spliced from 5 exons. The record is from RefSeq and is a predicted model, not a curated record. Lineage: Eukaryota; Viridiplantae; Chlorophyta; Chlorophyceae; Chlamydomonadales; Chlamydomonadaceae.
AUAUCUACAGUCACCCAGCAAGCACUUGUUUUACAUCUGCUAUCACAACCGUCUCAACAAGGAUGCAGGUCGCAAGGUCGCUCGGUGCAACAUCCCUGCUGUCGGGGCAACGGUGUCGACUGCGGCCGGUGUUCGCGCGCAACGCGAACCACCGUGCGGCGCUGCGGGUCCGCGCGGCCAAGGACGACAAGGACGACAUGGUGUCGGGCGUCUUCAAGACCGCCAGCGGCUUGGUGGACAAGGCGGCAGAUCUGGUGCCGGACUCGGUGCCGCGCUCCACCGCCAAGGCGGGAGUCACCGUAGCCGGCGUCAUGUUCACCUUCUGGGUGCUCAACAAGGUCAUCUCGGGCGUGGUGACGCUGGCAGUGCUGGCCGGCAUCGGCUACUACUUCCUGACGCAGCAGGGCAAGGACGACGACGACGCCAUUGACGUGACGCCCAAGGCGGGCGGCGGCAAGGCGGGCGGCGGCAAGGCGGGCGGCGGCAAGGGCUCGGACCUCGACGACCCGCUGGCGGAGGCGCGCAAGAUCAUGGACAAGUACAAGUAGGGGGUUUGGAGGGCUGGAGGUGUUGAAGGGAUGUCGAGGGUGUAGAGGGUGAUGGAGGAUAGAAGGAUGGGGGCUUGGAGAGGGGCAUGUUGGGAAGGAGGGGGAUGCGUUUUGAGGCUUGAGAGGGAAUGGUUGGAGUAGGGCAGGGGCAGACAGGGGCUGGGCAGGUGACAGUUGCGGCGUGGCAGCGGUGGAUGGAAGGGGAGCUGCCGAGCAGGAUGGAGCAGGACCGCACCUGUGGGGUGGAGGGCGGAGGCAAAGGCAUGUGUGGGGGCCGAGCGCAUGUGAGGCGCAUGACACGCUACUUCACGAGCAAUACGCAGGAAGAGCGCUACACAGAACACAAUGGGAGACCUGAUCACGAGGUGCGAUAGCCGGGAGGUAGUUGACUCGCAGCGCACGCCGGCACGGGCGCAAAAACCUGAGGAGAAUUGCGACACUGUAAACUAGGAGUUACUGCCUGGUCCCUUUCUCGUUACCGGUCAGAUGCUGUUGCGGCGCAAGCCCAGUAAAACCGAAGUGGGGAAACAACUCUGCAUGGGUGACUCCUGAUGGCUGCCGAGGUUGAUGGCUGGAGGUGCUGAGGCAGAUGGCGGGACAGAACUCGGCCGUGAUUACGGCGGCGAGGUGGUGCGCCGCGGCGCCUGUACCACCCUGCGUGCUGGGGACAACCGUACCGUUGCUGCAAUGUGCAGGUGCAGUGGUGAGGACUCAGCGACUAGUCGACUGAAGCCGGCAGCAUCUGAUGAUAAUGCUGAUUCGGUCUGGAAAGGGGCGGAACGGAGGAUUGGGCUGCCGGCACAGGCGCAGAGCAACAUGGAAACAUGGUCCGCCCAUGUGGCCUGAUGGUCUUGGCCGG